AUGGGUAUCAACGUUCUGUGGUCGGCCCCUGAGGUCAACCCCAUCAACAGAAAGGCUCGCUCUGUUCCUGUCCUCAACCCUAUCAACAACUAUGGACGUGUAUUCUUCUUCUCAUGGUUCGGCUUCUUGUUGGCAUUCUGGUCCUGGUACGCAUUCCCUCCACUGCUCAGCGAUGUCAUUGCCAAGGACUUGCACCUCACCAAGCACGAAAUCGCCAACUCCAACAUCAUCGCUCUGACUGCCACUCUCCUCGUUCGUCUGGUUGCUGGUCCUGCUUGUGACCGUUUCGGUCCUAGAUACACAUUUGCCGGAUGCUUGCUUAUUGGUGCUCUCCCUACCUUCUUGGCUGGUACCAUCUCAAGCCCUGCUGGCCUCUAUGUCAUCAGAUUCUUCAUUGGUAUUCUUGGUGGCUCUUUCGUGCCUUGUCAAGUAUGGACAACAGGCUUCUUCGACAAGAACAUCAUCGGAACUGCCAACUCUUUGACUGCUGGUCUUGGUAACUCUGGUGGUGGUAUCACCUACUUCGUCAUGCCUGCCAUCUACACCUCGCUUGUGCAAGACCAAGGCCUUACCCACCACGUCGCUUGGCGUGUUGCCUUCGUUGUUCCUGGUAUUUUGAUCACUGCUGUCGCCUUGUCCCUGUUCUUCUUGUGCGAUGACACUCCCACUGGUAAGUGGGCCGACCGCUUCCAGGUUGCCGAGAGCAACCUCCGCUCCCACGCCGUCGAGGGCGCCAUCGUCGACGUUCCCGGUACUGGCGAGAUCACUGCAGAGAAGACUAGAAAAGAAGCUUCUCGUACACCAUCUACCUCCGACGUUGCCAGUGAAGAGAAGAAGCUUGACGAGACCCGCGGUACCUUCGCCGACAAUGAGGCUCAGAUGGGUGAGGAACAGAUGAUCGACACCGUCCGUGGCGAAGUUGUUCAGAAGCCUUCAUUCAAGGACGCUUUGCCUGUUAUUUUCUCGCCCCAAACCCUUGUGCUCGGUCUUUGCUACUUCUCCACUUUCGGUUGUGAGCUUUCGGUAAACAGCAUUCUCGGAAACUACUACACCGCCAACCUCAAGCUCGGUCUUCAAGAUUCUGGUAACUGGGCUGCCAUGUUCGGUCUCAUGAACAUCGUCUUCCGCCCUCUUGGUGGUCUGGCCUCCGAUUACGCAUACAGAAUGUGCGGACCUUGGGGCAAGAAGGUUCUGCUUCACACCUACGUCACUCUUGCAGGUCUGUUCAUGGUCAUCACUGGUGUUGUCAACCCUCACAAGCGCCCUGCACUUGUCGGUCUCAUCACUGGUGGUGUAGCUUUCUUCAUGGAAGGUGCCAACGGUCUCAACUACUCGCUUGUUCCUCACGUCCACCCUCACGCCAAUGGUAUCGUUUCUGGUGUCGUUGGUGCCAGUGGUAACUUGGGCGGUAUCAUCUUCGCCAUCGUCUUCCGUUACAGUGUCCAUGGCAAGACUACUUUGUACGGACGCAGCUUCUACACCAUUGGUGCUAUCAUGAUGGGCAUUGGUGUUUUGACUGCCUGGAUCAGACCCAUCCCCAAGGGUCAAAUCGGUGGUCGCUAA
Molecule: messenger RNA, 1563 nt
Organism: Aureobasidium melanogenum CBS 110374
Lineage: Eukaryota; Fungi; Ascomycota; Dothideomycetes; Dothideales; Saccotheciaceae
Product: nitrite transporter
Exons: 2
Coding region: 1-1563 (520 amino acids)
Biological process (GO): nitrate transmembrane transport; nitrite transport
Cellular component (GO): membrane
Molecular function (GO): nitrite transmembrane transporter activity; nitrate transmembrane transporter activity
Source: RefSeq, a predicted model, not a curated record